AUGCUAGACGCAGAAGAUGCUAUCCAGCUCAUAAAUGAGGACAAGGAGUUCAAUCAAGAUACGUUGACCCACUUCAGGAAAUGUAUUGGAGAUAGGGAUGUAGGUGUCGACUACCAUGUGAUCUCCGUAUUUGGAUCACAGUCCAGUGGAAAGUCCACGUUGUUGAAUGCUCUGUUCAACACAACCUUUGAUACGAUGAAUGCCCAAAUUAAGAGGCAGCAAACUACGAAGGGUAUUUGGUUAGGAUACACUCGAAACGUUACUAAUUCCGGCUCUCCAGCUCCUCCUCACAAAGAUACUUUUGUGCUUGAUGUUGAAGGGUCUGAUGGUGCUGAACGGGGUGAGGAUCAAGACUUCGAGCGAAAGGCUGCAUUGUUUGCAAUUGCCAUAUCCGAGGUUUUAAUUGUCAAUAUGUGGGAACAACAAGUUGGGCUGUACCAGGGGAACAAUAUGGCCCUGCUCAAAACAGUUUUCGAAGUUAACUUGUCGUUGUUUGGCCAUAAGAAAAAUGAUCACAAAGUAUUGUUACUUUUCGUUAUCAGGGAUCAUAUCGGAGUUACUCCUUUGUCAAGCUUGCAGGAGACAUUAGAAACAGAGCUAGUUAGUAUUUGGUCCCAGCUAAGUAAGCCCGAAGGGACCGAAGAAUCCUCCCUGUACGACUUUUUCGAUUUGAAGUUUGCAGCUCUUGCUCACAAACUUCUACAACCAGACCAAUUCAUGGAAGGAGUUAAAAAGCUAGGAGACUCGUUCACAUUGGAGAAAAGAGAUUCAAGCUACUUUAAGCCGGACUAUCACCACAAUUUACCAUUAGAUGGCUGGACCAUGUACGCCGAGAAUUGUUGGGAGCAAAUUGAAACGAAUAAAGACCUAGAUUUGCCCACGCAACAAAUUCUAGUUGCUCUUUUUAAAACUGAUGAAAUUGCCAGCCAAGCGUACGCUAAUUUCACUGAGAAUUAUGAGUCUCGUGUGGGAAGCUCCAACCAAGAAAAUAUGGCUUCUAUUCUGCAGCAGCUUAAAACAGAGUGCCUGCAAGAAUACGAUACAUAUGGUUCGCGAUAUGCACGCGCGGUCUAUUUAGACAAGCGUAAUGAAUUGGUUGAAAAAAUACAAUUGAGAUUUACUGAAACUUUGACUUCUUACUUGUUGGAGCUAAGCGAUCAUUUGGUUUCACAGUUUAGAAAAGACGUUCUGGAUAAGACAAGUGAGAAGUCGUUCAUUGAAAAACUAAGUGCUGCUAAGGAAAAUGUCCUGCAGAAAUUUGAAGCCAUUACAUCUGAAUUCACCAAGCUAGAAUUGGUUUCUUCUCUAGUUAAAGAAAAUGACAAAUUCAACUCUGUAGUUGAACAAGAAGCAGUUGACCUACAAGAGAAGCAAUUAAACGUCAUUUAUGCUCGUAGCAGUAAAUUCAUUUCAUCAAAUUUGAAAGAAGAAGUCACAUUUUUAUUGGGCCAUCCGGACCCUAGCUUGUGGGAUUUGGUCUUGGAAAAGUUCAAUGAGAUAUUUGACAGAGCUUUAAAAAGAUAUCAAGUUGAUUCCGAUAAUUAUGAUUUCCAAUUAGGUUUUUCUGCCGAUAGAAACAAAGAGGUUUAUACCAAAAUUCGCAUAAAUGCUUGGAUUAGUCUUUACGACAUUGUUCGUGACUACCUGACUGAAGAUAUGGUAGUAUCCAUUCUUCGCGAGCGGUUCGAAAACUAUUUCCGCUAUGACGAAAAUGAGUCGCCCAGAUUGUGGAAGAAUGGAGAAGAGAUUGAUAACAUUUUCCGAGUAGCUCGUGAACAGGCUCUCGAUAUUCUCGACGUUCUUUCAACCGCUUCGACGUCAAACUGUGCCGAAAUUAUACCAGAUGUUCCUCUAAGCUCUGAGAGUGAUGAUCACAUUUAUGAAGAUGAAGAGGGAGUCUAUCAUUCUGCUCGAUUCGCUCAUAUUUUUACCGCCCAACAGAAGGAGAAAAUCUUACAGAAAUUUAAGCGCCAGGCUGAUUACACUGUAAUUGAGGCAAAGAGGUCAACCAUUAAGACUACGACUCACAUUCCGCUGUAUAUUUAUGCCUUGAUGGCAGUCUUGGGCUGGAAUGAAUUCAUGAUGAUCAUACGGAAUCCAUUGUUUGUCACAAUUAUUUUGAUACUUGGUGUUGGUUUCUUCUUUAUUCAUAAGCUAAAUCUCUGGAAUCCAUUGAUUACAGUAAUUAAUACCGUGGUCAACGAAUCAAGGCAGGUUGUCAAGGAUAAAUUGAGAUCGUUUUUGGUGGAUGAUCAUCCUCAGCCAUCGAUUUCCAGGCAGGGAACGACAGAAGAAUUCGAAUUGCAAGACCUUAUCAAACCAACUGAGACGAAAGAUUCUCAGAGCGAACAGGAUUCUACAAUUUAG
Lachancea fermentati is the source of this 2367-nucleotide messenger RNA. NCBI's taxonomy places the organism in Eukaryota, Fungi, Ascomycota, Saccharomycetes, Saccharomycetales, Saccharomycetaceae. The record is from the annotation of a GenBank genome assembly.